AUGACAGUACAAUCCCGUCCGUCAGGAAAAGGAUACACGCCACCUGCGACUGGUCUUUUGAGCCUGUUACCUUCAUCAUGGGUGCCUUUUGCCGAGCUGAUGCGGUUGGACCGGCCUCAGGGCUACUACGCCUUUUACUGGCAUUAUCUCAUUGGAUUAAGCUUUGCAGCCUGUGAUGUCUCCGAUUCGUGCACUCCAUUUGAGUUAUUAGUCCUUGCCGCCUACCUAGGGCUCUGGGUUGUUGUCCUCCGCGGUAGCGUCUGCACUGUGAACGACAUUUGCGACCAAGACUUUGACCGGCAGGUUGCUCGCACUCGAUUUCGUCCACUUGCACGCAGGGCAGUCUCCACGACACAAGCCACAGUGUUCACGAUUGCUCAGCUGUUCGUGUUAGCCUUGCUUACGCUUCCGUUACCUACUAGCUCCUAUAUUUUCGCGGCGGCAACAACCUUGGCUCUCAGUGUGUACCCUCUGGGCAAACGUAUCACACAUUUCCCACAGGUCAUACUCGGAUUGGCAUUCGCAAUCCCCAUUUUCAUGUGCUGUGCAAUAUUAAACAGGCCUACUGAUACUGAUGAUCAUUCUUCCCGUGCUGUUUCCGCCCUGUACUGGGUCAGCACUAUUUGGACGGUCAUUAGCGACACGAUCUAUGCCCAUCAGGACACGGAUGAUGAUGCUAAAGCUGGAGUCAAGUCGCUAGCAGUGUUGCUUGGCCAGCAAACAAAAUUGUGGCUAUCCGUAUUGGCUAUCAUUCAAGUUGCGUUACUUGUUUUCAUUGGUGCAGAGUGCGACUUUUCUUUCCUAUAUUACACCCUAUGCUGCGGUGGCGCCGCGCUUUCUCUGGGUGUGAUGCUCAUCAAAGUCGAUCUUCGAAACCCGGCCAGUUGCGCAUGGUGGUUUGGGCCUGGAGCACGAUUUAUGGGAUGCAGUUUGGUUGGUGGCUUUUUGGCCGAGUAUACAUACAGACGUACAGGUCUACAGUAUUAG
Messenger RNA from Talaromyces amestolkiae, 987 nucleotides. RefSeq lists its product as uncharacterized. The transcript has a single exon. NCBI's taxonomy places the organism in Eukaryota, Fungi, Ascomycota, Eurotiomycetes, Eurotiales, Trichocomaceae. The coding region runs from base 1 to 987 and encodes 328 amino acids. Gene Ontology annotation, cellular component: mitochondrial inner membrane. The record is from RefSeq and is a predicted model, not a curated record. Gene Ontology annotation, biological process: ubiquinone biosynthetic process. Gene Ontology annotation, molecular function: 4-hydroxybenzoate polyprenyltransferase activity.